Molecule: messenger RNA, 3141 nt
Organism: Scheffersomyces coipomensis
Lineage: Eukaryota; Fungi; Ascomycota; Pichiomycetes; Serinales; Debaryomycetaceae
Exons: 1
Coding region: 295-2994 (899 amino acids)
Molecular function (GO): carboxypeptidase activity
Source: RefSeq, a predicted model, not a curated record
UCACAUGACGCGUUUUUCUUUUGGUGACAAUAGUAACUAAAAAAAAGUAUAAUACGACUCGUGGGGGAAGGAAGGUUUAACAAGUUUGAAUUGUAAAUAUUUAUAUCUCUCUAUCGAUUUCUUAUUGCUUUGCUGUUAUUAUUUCAUUCAUUUAUAUGUCUUGUUCAUGGUCAGUUGUAUCGUACUAAACUAAACCAAUUACUCCUACCUUCCAAUUCUUUUACCUCAUCAAAAUAGCAACUUAAUCCAUUCCGCAACUUCCUUCUGUAGCAGCAUAAACUUAUUUCAAUCAUUAUGAUUUCAAAUACAAUUGCAGCCAAGAAUCCAGAUUUAGAAAGUGGUGUGGUGGCUAAUGCCAAUGGCAAUGGUGAAGAAGGAGUUGAACAAACUCCAACUGAAGUAUCUCCCUUGUUAAGUACCACCAAUGACGUAAAUAUCACUUCAAACAUAAAGGAUAAUCAAGAGAAUGGAGUGUUCACAUAUACAGGUAACAACCGCCACCCUCAUCAUGAUCACGACGAUGACGAUGAUGAUGAUACACAAAGUGUACUUGUCAAAAUGGCCAAACGUCCAUUUUGGUGGUUUUGUAUCCUUGGUAUACUAGCAUUUAUAGUAUUUGAAUUAUCAUUCUUACCUCGAACUUCCACUAGUAGAGAUUAUAGAAGAUGGUAUGGGUUGAAAUUAACUAAAUCAGAUGUUAAACGUCAUUUUUUAUUAUUCCUGGGUAUUGGUGAAAGUCAUAAUUCCAUCACAACCGAACAAUAUAUCAAUAAUUGGUUAACUAAUUUCACUGAGAUAAAUCAACAACAAUCAAGUAAUUUAAUAAGUGAUGAAAAUAUCGCUUUGACUUCAUUUGUAGAGAAGAACUUUAAACAAUUUGGAUUCAAAGUUCAAAGUUUGAAUUAUGACUUACCUUCUACAUUUGAAAAGUCAAUUGAUUCAAAAUUACAAUUGAUUGAUAAUAAAGGUCAAUUAAUCUAUAAUGCCAAUUUAAUCGAAUCAAAGAAUUUAAAAACUCCAAGUUACUACAUUUGGGGACAUAAUGGAUCUAUCAAACAAGAUUAUUUGUUUGUCAAUGAAGGUCUCUUACAAGAUUAUGUAUUACUUAAAUCUCAAAAUAUUGUCCUUGAUAAUAAGAUUGUGAUAGUUAAGACAAACUGGGAAAAUUCAAGUACUAUCUCGAUAUCAGAAAAGAUUCAAAUUGCAAAGUCAUUUAACGUAGGUGGAUUCAUUAAUUAUUAUGAUUUUAAUUCAAUUACCAAAAAUAAUAAAGAAAUUGAAAUUAAAAAGUUAAAUCAAAUUAUAUCCAGAGAUAAUGGAGCAAAAUUCACCGAUAUAAAUUCAAAUCAAGUAGAGUUCAAUUGGGAAAAACCAGAUAUCCCCGCUAUUCCCAUCAGUUUCAAAUCUAUUAAACCAAUCUUAGAUACAUUGAGUAAUGAAAAGAAAGAUUCAAGUGUGUUCUCUCAAUGGGAUUAUUAUCCUGUCAAUUUCGAUAAUUCGAUUAAAUUACAAUUACAAACCAAUUUCAAACCAUUAUCUUCAUCAGCAUCAUCUCAUUCAAAUCCAAAAUUAACCAAUAUCAUCGCAUCAAUAGAUGGUAUUUUAAAUGAUGGUGAUAUUGUCAUUGGAGCCAGACGUGAUUCUUCAACUUCAUCUAAUCCAUUAUCUAAUCAUGCCAUUUUAUUUGAAAUCAUGAGAAAUUAUCAAAGAUUAGUCAGUAUCGGUUGGAAGCCAUUAAGAAAUAUCAAAUUUAUUUCAUGGGAUGGUAGUAAUAGUGGAUUAUUAGGAUCUUAUUUAUAUACCAAUGAUACUGAACAUUUUAACAACAAAAAAUCAAUCUUGGCUUAUAUCAAUAUCGAUGGUGAUGCGGUCACAGGAAGUAAAUUCCAUAUUGACUCUCAUCCAUUCUUCAAUCAUGUAUUAAAGAAGACCUCAAAGUUUAUUCCUAUUCCUAAAACUGCCACUGCUUUUAAAACAUUAGCUGAUGAAUUUGAUCCAUUUUAUGAUAUUAAUAGUAUAGAAGAUGACGAAGAUGAUUAUGAUGAUGAUGAAGACGAUGAUAAUGAAAUUGACAAUGAUGAAGAUGAUUACAGCACGUUACAUCAUUAUUGGUCUAAGCAAGAUAAUAAAACCAUCAAUGGUGUGUUGGGACAAGAUUUGAUUAAAUCUGAUGCAUUAAUCUUUCAAAAUCAUUUGAAUACUCCUAUUAUCAACGUUAGAUUUGAAAAUGAUCCAAAACGUGAUUCAUCCUUACAUAUUCCUAAUUCCAAUUAUUAUUCUUAUGAUUGGUUGGUUAAACGUCAAAUCGAUGAAGACUUAUUAUUACAUGGACUGUUGAUUAGAUAUAUUGGAUUAUUGGCCAUUACUUUGAGUGAACAUGAAGUGGUUGAUUAUAGAACCAGAUAUUAUGCCAAAACUAUUGGUGAUUCGUUUGAAGUAUUUCUUCAAUAUAAUAAACAAGCAUUAGAUGGUUGGUCAAAUAGAAAUGUUUCAACUUAUUUAAUUAGCAAAUCUAAUAUUUUUAAGGAUUUUAAAAAUCAAUUUGAUGCUGAUGUCGACACCAUUACGUUUAAUGAUUUAAUAUUUCAAUUCCAAUCCUUAUUAACUGAUUUAUUUGAAUAUUCAUUUAAAUUCGAUACUAAUAGUAAAGCACUUCAAAAUGAUUUAACUAAAGAUUAUCCAUGGUAUAGAUUCUACAAGAAAGUUCAAACCUUCGCCUCAUUCAAAGUAUUCAAUCAUAUCUUAUUACAUUUAGAAAGAAAUGGUCAAAUGACCAAUAAUGAAUAUCAAUAUCUUAAUUUAUCCCAUGAAUAUUAUUUCCAACAUGCAUUCUAUGGUGUACCCAAAUUCAACGCUAGUACUUCUUCAUUAGAAUAUCUCAAAUCAAGAUCGAAAUUAAGUACUUUCACUCAUCUUCAUGAGUCGGUCUUAGAUAAUGAUUUCGAAGCCACUAUCAAAUGGUUGGUGGUUAUUUAUGAUAAGUUAAAAUUUUAAUUAAGACUUGCUUCAGAGAAAAGCAGUCUACCAAAAAUACAGUAUUUUCAAUUCAAUUCCUUUUAGUUUAGUUCAGUUAUAAGUUCCCUUUUCUUUCAUUUCAUUUAAUUUCGAAUAAUUUCACUUUCAACUGAAUCAUUCUGUAUU